Molecule: messenger RNA, 2650 nt
Organism: Mytilus trossulus (common blue mussel)
Lineage: Eukaryota; Metazoa; Mollusca; Bivalvia; Mytilida; Mytilidae
Product: gamma-aminobutyric acid type B receptor subunit 1-like
Exons: 18
Coding region: 13-2604 (863 amino acids)
Biological process (GO): gamma-aminobutyric acid signaling pathway; G protein-coupled receptor signaling pathway
Cellular component (GO): G protein-coupled receptor heterodimeric complex; membrane
Molecular function (GO): G protein-coupled GABA receptor activity
Source: RefSeq, a predicted model, not a curated record
GUAUGGUAUUGGAUGAAUUCAGUUUUUAAUUAUAAAUCUUUACGAGAUGUGUUGAUAAACGUUAAAAUGUUGCUUAAGAGAUGGAUUUUAAUAUCGGUUUAUAAUUUAAUUUGGAUAAAAGUUUUUGAGUGUUUCAAACAUAAAAAUUUGACAAUAGGAGGAAUUUUCCCCAUGUCCGGUAGCUGGGCGGGAGGUCAAGGCUGUCUUCCAGCAGUAGAGAUGGCUUUAGAAGAUGUAAAUAAUAAUUCCGAUAUUUUACAAGAUUUUUAUUUGAACAUGGAUCCAAAAGACAGCAAGUGCCUUCCAGGUCUUGGUACCAAAAAGUUAUAUGAACUCCUAUACAACGAGCCAACCAAAAUUAUGGUAUUAACUGGAUGUAGUAUAGUAUCAACAUUCGUAGCACAGGCAGCAAAAAUGUGGAAUCUUAUUGUGCUUGGAUACGGUUCUAGCUCGCCAGCAUUAUCACACAGGGAAAGGUUUCCCACAUUCUUCCGUACCCAUCCAUCUGCAACACUCCACAAUCCCACACGUGUAAAACUUUGUCAAAAAUUUGGAUGGAAGAGAAUUGCAACAAUACAGGAAACUCAAGAACUGUUCACCUCGACAGUAGAAGAUUUGGAGGAAAGGGUUAAAAAAGCUGGUAUAGAGGUCUCUGUUAGACAAAACUUCCUUACUGACCCAACGAAUGCCGUACGAAAUUUAAAACGUCAAGAUGCAAGAAUUAUUAUUGGAGUAUUCUAUGAAAAUAUGGCAAGAAAAGUGUUUUGUCAGGCAUACAAAGAAAAAUUAUAUGGUAAAAAAUAUGUUUGGAUUAUAAUUGGUUGGUACCCAGACAACUGGUACAAGAAGAAGGAUCCUAAAUGGCCCGUUAAUUGUACUGCUGACCAAAUCAAAGAGGCUCUCGAGGGCCAUAUAACAACAGAGGCUGUUGUUUUACAUCAGGAGAACACUGUAACACAAUCUGGAAUGACUUCACAAAGAUUCAAGGAAAGAUUAGAUGAGAAACUGAAUGUUACAGAUACAAGUCAGAUCGUUGGGUAUCCAGAGGCUCCAUUGGCGUACGAUGCAGUCUGGGCUUUAGCUUUAGCUCUAAAUAAAACUUCUAUGCAGUUGGCGGAACAGAAGAAAUCGUUGGAACAUUUCGACUAUUACAGUAAUGAUGUAACAAGAGAAAUUUACUCAGCAAUGAAUAAUACAAGAUUUCUUGGAGUUUCGGGAAAUGUUGCUUUCUCCUCGGAAGGUGACAGAAUUGCAUGGACACAGAUUGAACAGAUGAUAAAUGGAACAUAUCGCAAAUUAGGUUAUUAUGAUUAUAACACAGAUAAUUUGACAUGGUUUGAUGCUGAGAAAUGGAAAGGUGAAAAACCACCACCGGAUCGUACAGAAAUUGAACCAUUUCUCAGAGUGGUAACAUACAGUUUAUUUGUGUCUGUUUGUGCCUUAGCUGCCUUGGGGAUAAUCUUUGGAAUUGUAUGUCUGUGUUUUAAUAUUGUCAACAAACAUAGAAGGUGCAUAGCGUACUCCCAACCUAAUAUGAAUAACAUAACCAUAUUCGGUUGUAUGGUAUGUUUGGUUUCAAUAUUUUUAUUGGGAUUGGAUGGACAAUUUGUUGAACCAGAUACCUUUCCUCUUAUCUGCCAGAUCCGAUGUUGGUUAUUGUCACUUGGUUUUACAUUGGGAUAUGGGGGAAUGUUUUCAAAAAUUUGGACAGUUCACAGGUUGACAACUGCAAGGAAAAAAGAAAAAAAGAAGGUAAAUAGUUGUGAGCUGUAUACAGUGUUGAUAGUCAUUCUAGUAUUAGAUGUUGCCUGUUUGACAACGUGGCAAAUCAAGGAUCCGUUGUACAGAACUGUAGAGACAUUUGACAUGGAAACACAGACAAAUACGGACGAAGAUAUAGUGUACCAACCCCAGCUAGAGCACUGUACUUCAAAAAACAUGUCAGUUUGGUUAGGAGUUAUAUUUGGUUAUAAAGGAAUCCUUUUAUUAUUCGGCAUAUUUCUAGCCUAUGAAACCCGGAGUGUCAAAUUGAAACAAGUGAAUGAUUCUAGAUUUGUUGGUAUGAGCAUUUAUAAUGUUGUGGUGCUUUGUGUAAUAACUGCUCCUAUUACACUACUUAUAAACAAUCAACAAGAUGCCAGCUUUGCCUUUGUGUCUUUAGCCAUUCUUCUAUGCAGCUUAUUAUCCACGGGUCUUAUUUUUGUUCCAAAGAUGAUAGAAAUAAAAAAGCGACCCAAGAAAUAUAAUUCAGAAAUAAAAACCAUAACAGAGUCACAUGCUAGUCGUGAAGAGGAAGAAAGACAUCAAAAACUGCUGAGAGAAAAUGAUGAAUUUAAAAACCAGCUUUCAGAGUUGGAAGACCAAAUUAAAGACCUGAAUUGUCAACUAGAGAAAAGAUCUCAACAAAGACUAGCAAUAAGUGCUGAAUACAACAAUAGUCCGAUUUUUAUAAGACAUUUUGAAUGUGAUGAUGUCGCGUCGGUACAUGAGUUCCGAACACAUCUUCCGGAUAGAUAUACAAUUACAAUAGAUCCCUGCAGUGACUCUGGAUUUGUAAAAAAUUCUAGAUUUUCUGUUUCUGAUCAAGAUUUGGAGUUUUUAUGAUAUAUGUUUGACGUUUUCAAUAAAGGUUGUGAGCUUUUUAUAUAAA